ACCAAUCCUCUCCCUCUCCGUCGGGAUGACCUUCUCCGUCUUCUGCUAGUCGCGCUGCAGGUGAUACGCCUACUGCUGCGGCACUCAUCUUCUAAUUCAUUUUUUUUUCCCACAAACCUAGGAACUUGCUGGAGAAGUCUCCCGUGGAGAGUCCUGUUAAUGGGGCUACGACCGACGGAUCAUGAAUGGAUGGAUGGAUAGUAGGGGGAAUAAAGUGUUCGACUUUUGACUGACUGACUUGCAAAUUACAAUAUACUAUCAUUGUAAGUAAAAGCAGCAAGAGUUGUGAUGGUACAGAAGUAAAGAAUUCAGAUAUUCAAAGUUGUUUCAGUUCAAAGUCAUAUCUGCUGAUUAAAGAAGGCCAAAGAGAAAAAAGAGAAAGGAGAAGGAACCAUUCUUUAAUUGCUGGGAGGCAAGGAAUGCAUUGCAUCAAGGAGCGCUGGUUCAAGUGGGAUACGGGAUACCUUCAAAUUAAAGAGUGAUUUUUCCUACAAGAGAAAGCAGUACGUACCUUCAGAGCCACAAGAAAGUUCCAGCAUGGACACAGUUCAAGGUGCACAGGACCCUGAAUACAUCCGUAAUUUGCCCCUCUUAAGGGCUAUAGAUAAAGGUGACUGGGAGACUGCCAAGAACUUUCUUGAUAAUAACCCCGGCGCGCUAACUGCCAGCCUUACUUCGGAUGAGGACAAAGCUCUUCAUGUUGCAGUUCUAGCUGGAAAUGUAGAGAUUGUUGAAGAGUUGGUGAAUCGGCUAUCUUCAAAAAACUUGGAAGUGAAAAACCAAAAAGAAUCCACAGCUUUGAACUAUGCUGCAAUGGGAGGUAUCAAAGUAAUUGCUGAGCACUUGAUCAGAAAGAAUCAAAAUUUGAUUACAAUCUGCAACGGUAAUGAUCAAAUCCCAGUUGUUGUGGCUUCUCUAUAUGGUCAUAAAGAUAUGGUGCGGUAUCUUUACGAAAAGACAGCAAAACAAUAUUUGAAAGGCGCGAAUGGUGCUAUGCUUCUCACAACUUGUAUCAUGGGAGAUCUAUUUGAUAUUGCUUUGGAUCUUCUUCAACAUCAUCCAAGAUUGGCAGUCGCCCAAGAUACUGACAAGGAUACAGCCCCUGACGUGUUGGCUAAAAAGCCUUCUGCAUUUCCAAGUGGAACUACUCUUAGAUUUUGGCAGCAUUGGAUAUAUUCACUUAUAUGUAUUCCGUCACAUCAAACUUUGCGCAACACUAAUGGAGACAUUGAGAGGCUCCAUUCUGGAUCACCCAUUCGGAGGAACAUGAUUGCAGAAGGACUUCCCAAGCUUGGGGAAACGUUUUGGCGGCACCUAAAAAAUUUUGUCCCAGCUAUCAGGUACCUUUAUGACUUGAAGUUGACUCAUGCCCAAGCCCAGAAACUACUGUGCUGCAUUUGUGAAGUAAUAUUUACUAAUCCUGAGUCAGAGUUUGAGAAAAUGGGGGUAUACAAAGCAGUAUUCAAUGCUGUUAAGCAUGGCAUUGUUGAGUUCAUAGAAGAGAUAAUUAAACAAUAUCCUGACAUUAUAUGGAGCACUGAUAAAAAUGGACGAGGUAUAUUUCUCUGUGCCACUGCAUGUCGUCAGGAAAAGAUAUUCAACCUUAUAUAUCACCUGGGUGCCAAGAGCUUAUUGGCAGCAAGUUGUGACAAGGAUCAAAAUACCAUUUUACAUCAAGCUGCACUAAUAGCACCAUCUUCUCAGCUUGAUCGUGUUUCGGGUGCAGCCCUGCAGAUGCAAAGGGAGCUUCAGUGGUUCAAGGAGGUGCAGGAUAUUGUACAACCCAAGUAUACGGGGAUGUUUAAUAGCAAAGACAAAACACCUCGAGCACUUUUUACCGAGCAGCACAGGAAGCUAAAGGAAGAGGGGGAAGAAUGGAUGAAGGAGACAGCAGAAUCUAGCGCCUUUGUGGCUGCUCUCAUUGCUACCAUAAUGUUUUCAGCAGCCUUCACCGUUCCUGGGGGUGAAGAUGCUGACACUGGUUAUCCUCUCUAUUUGGAUAGAAACUCUUUCAUGGUUUUCAUAAUAUCCGACGCAGUGUCUUUGUUCACUUCCUCAACUUCGUUGUUGAUGUUCUUGGGAAUUCUCUCAACACGGUAUAGAGAAGAAGAUUUCCUCAUAUCUUUACCGACAAAAUUAAUCGUAGGUUUCUCCACCCUUUUCUUUUCUAUAGCAACUAUGAUGAUCACUUUCGGAAUCACCCUCGUUAUCAUGUUACGCCAACGGGCACCUUGGGUUUCUUUUCCAAUUAUCUUGCUCGGUAGCGUUCCUGUCACCAUUUUCGCAAUGCUACAGUUCCCGCUCUUUGUUGAAAUUUUGUGGUUGACAUAUGGUCCUGGAAUUUUCGAUAAGCCAAAGAAGAGGUUGUUCAUGUCAGGGAAAAUGAAGAGAAGCUAGUGGUUCAACUGAACAGACUUGACUUUACCUAUUUUGUUAUGUAUCUGUUGCUUGAAUAUGAAUAUUGCCUACGCUUGCAUUCAACCCUUUUUCUUAUUCAUUGCUGUUAACUUGGAGAGGGAGGAUGAUUGUAUGAUUGUAUUUGCUGUGGAAUUUGUCAAGAGCAGUAAAAGAAAAAAGAAGAAUGUGCAUUAUCUCAAUAUUGUAAUGAUUAAAGAAUACAAUGAGAAAAUCAAAUAUAUUUG
Molecule: messenger RNA, 2642 nt
Organism: Tripterygium wilfordii
Lineage: Eukaryota; Viridiplantae; Streptophyta; Magnoliopsida; Celastrales; Celastraceae
Exons: 10
Coding region: 538-2397 (619 amino acids)
Molecular function (GO): protein binding
Source: RefSeq, a predicted model, not a curated record